This is a messenger RNA of Dictyostelium discoideum AX4, 1095 nucleotides long. RefSeq lists its product as hypothetical. The transcript has a single exon. Bases 1 to 1095 code for a protein of 364 amino acids. The record is from RefSeq and is a predicted model, not a curated record. NCBI's taxonomy places the organism in Eukaryota, Evosea, Eumycetozoa, Dictyosteliales, Dictyosteliaceae.
AUGAUAGAAUUUGAUAAUAUUGAAAAUAAUAAUAUUAUUAUUAAUGAUGGUAAUUUUCAAGAACAAACCAUGAUGAUGGAAGUUGAUGAAAGUAGUAAUAACACCACAAAAAUUGUACAAAAUAUUAAUAAUAAUAAUAAUAAUAAUAACAAUAAUAAUAAUAAUUCAACUAAUAAUAAUAAUAAUAAUAAUAAUAAUAAUAAUGAAUGUAAUAAUAAUAAUAAUUUUUUAAAUAAUAAUAAUAAUUAUAAUAAUAAUGGAGUUAAAAGUGAAAUAUUUCAAGAUUUAUUAUUAAAAUUAGAUAAAGCAUCAAAAGAAUUUGGAGAUACAUGUAAAUCAUAUCCAAAGAUUGAACUUGAGAAUAAGAUAUUCAAUAAUGGAUUUAAACCCAAUUCAAAGUAUGACAAGGUUAAUUGUAAAGUUGUAAAAGAGAUAAAUCCAUUUUCAAUCGAUGAAGAGAUUGAAAUGUUACAGUGUAGUUAUGCAUUUAAAAAGUAUAUAAAAUUGAAAUUGAAUGUACUACUUCACUGUUCAAAGAGUCAAAGUGAAGAUUUUGAACAAACAUUUGAAAGAAUCUUUGAAGUGUUCACCAAUUGGAACAGCAACCAACCACCACCACCACAACAACAACAGCAAUUACAAGAUGAACAAACCAUUGCGCAAACCCUAAUAAGUGACACACAAUCAUCGUCAUCCUCCAUCUCUGCAAUGUCACAGUCAUCAUCCACUUCAACCACCACAACAUCCUCCUCAAUAGCAUAUAUUCACGACCAAACUACAAACUCGAUAGCAGAGGAUAUAGUGAAAAAAAGAAAGAAAAGAAAAGUUCAAAUAUUAAUAGAGAGAAUGAUUUUCGUUAGAAGGAAUGGCAUCUAUUUCCUAAUGUUUGGAACUUAUAAGAGAACUAAAAAUUUAACUUUGAUUGGUUUAUUACCAUUCAUUCGUCGUCCAGCAUCUGUACUUUUAAAAAAUAUUACAAAUUAUCUUUAUCAUGGUAGAAAUUUAAUUAAUCAAGAAUUUGAAAUUUUAACAAACUUAUUUCAAAUUAAAAAUGUUAAUAUUAUUAAUACACCUGAUAUUAGUGGUAAUAAUUAA